Molecule: messenger RNA, 964 nt
Organism: Caenorhabditis auriculariae
Lineage: Eukaryota; Metazoa; Nematoda; Chromadorea; Rhabditida; Rhabditidae
Source: the annotation of a GenBank genome assembly
AUGAAGAAUUUAUCGAUUUUACUCGCCGUUUUUAUAUUUUCAACUGGUAAGAAACAAACAUUUCAAAAUAGUUUUUUUGAAGAAUGAUUUCAUUCAGAAGUGGUUCUCGGUCGAUAUGGAAGUUAUUCGUACAAAAGUAAAGGUUGGCGAAUUUUGAAACAGGAAAGUUAUUUGUAACUUUUCAUUUGAUAAAAUCUUUGUGUGACGGCUUAGCUGAGGCAUUUCCGAGAGUUUCGUCAAAUAAUUUUUUGAAACGGGGAAAUCAUUUUGCUAGGCGGAAUCUUCUCAAGUUUUUUUCUUUUGUCAAAUGAAUUUUUUUUUGCAGAAGGAAGAGAAUGUUCCCACAAAAUUGAUAUCGAUCACGGCUGCAAAGAAGGAGGAACUGUAGAUGGCUUCCCGUGCUUCAAGCCAAAAACCAAGGAUAUCAACGUUUUGGCUGGUUGGAAGCAAGAGGCCAAAAUGGUUCUGUGCCGUCAAAGCGACGUAAACGCCGUUGUAAGUUGUUGAUUUUGAGUUGAUGGUUAAAGUUCACUUUUCUGUCUCAAUGAAAAACCUUGUACUAAUAGAUUGAGAUUUUGAAUUUGAAUUUUUUUAAUAUUGCUAUAAUUAGUUUGAUAAUCGGUCAAAGUUUAACAUGAGACUUUAGUAGCGAGCCUUUUUGAAAAAUUAUGACUACUUGAAACCGGAAAGUUUCCUUAUUUUGCGUCUUUUCAAAAUAAAAGCUUUUAAAAUCUUUUCCAGGUUCAAUUCACCGUGAGCAAAGGCCCAAUUUCCUUUGGAAUCGGUGGAACCUCCAACGUAAGCUUUUUCAAACACAUCUUAGAGAAAUAUUUCAAUAAUGUUGUAGUAUCUCACUUGCAAACAUGGCGACUGGUACGCCAAGGACUAUAAAGGCAACAAUGUCAAAGUGGAAGACGCACGCUGUGAAAUCAUCCCGACUCCUGCCCCUGGAUCUUCGCCGUGA